This is a messenger RNA of Closterium sp. NIES-65, 1191 nucleotides long. The record is from the annotation of a GenBank genome assembly. NCBI's taxonomy places the organism in Eukaryota, Viridiplantae, Streptophyta, Zygnematophyceae, Desmidiales, Closteriaceae.
AUGACCCGGCAGGUGUCCCGCCACCCCCUUGCCCGCCCCUUGCUGCAGGCCACCCCCUGCCCGCCGCCCCUUGCAAAGGCCAGCACACUUGCCCCCGCCCUUCACCUUCAUCAUUGUCCAAUCACACUCGUCCCUCCUGCCCUCCUCUCAUCUCCGCCCUCUCAUCUCCGCCCUCUCUCAUCUCCGCCCUCUCUCAUCUCCGCCCUCUUCUCAUCUCCGCCCUCUCUCAAUCUCAUCUCGCCCUCUCUCAUCUCCGCCCUCUCUCAUCUCCGCCCUCUCUCAUCUCCGCCCUCUCUCAUCUCCGCCCUCUCUCAUCUCCGCCCUCUCUCAUCUCCGCCCUCUCUCAUCUCCGCCCUCUCUCAUCUCCGCCCUCUCUCAUCUCCGCCCUCUCUCAUCUCCGCCCUCUCUCAUCUCCGCCCUCUCUCAUCUCGCCCUCUCUCAUCUCUCAUCUCCGCCCUCUCUCAUCUCCGCCCUCUCUCAUCUCCGCCCUCUCUCAUCUCCGCCCUCUCUCAUCUCCGCCCUCUCUCAUCUCCGCCCUCUCUCAUCUCCGCCCUCUCUCAUCUCCGCCCUCUCUCAUCUCCGCCCUCUCUCAUCUCCGCCCUCUCUCAUCUCCGCCCUCUCUCAUCUCCGCCCUCUCUCAUCUCCCGCCCUCUCUCAUCUCCGCCCUCUCUCAUCUCCGCCCUCUCUCAUCUCCGCCCCUCUCUCAUCUCCGCCCUCUCUCAUCUCCGCCCCUCUCUCAUCUCCGCCCUCUCUCAUCUCCGCCCUCUCUCAUCUCCGCCCUCUCUCAUCUCCGCCCUCUCUCAUCUCCGCCCUCUCUCAUCUCCGCCCUCUCUCAUCUCCGCCCUCUCAUCUCCGCCCUCUCUCAUCUCCGCCUCUACUCAUCUCCGCCCUCUCUCAUCUCCGCCCUCUCUUCAUCUCGCCCUCUCUCAUCUCCGCCCUCUCUCAUCUCCGCCCUCUCUCAUCUCCGCCUCUCUCAUCUCGCCCUCUCUCAUCUCCGCCCUCUCUCAUCUCCGCCCUCCCUCAUCUCCGCCCUCCCUCAUCUCCGCCCUCUCUCAUCCCCGCCCUCUCUCAUCUCCGCCCUCCUCUCAUCUCCGCCCUCUCUCAUCUCCGCCCUCUCUCAUCUCCGCCCUCUCUCAUCUCCGCCCUUCCGCUCACCUUCAUAGCCGCCCGGCUUGUCUCCAAACGAGUUGA